GUGAGAGUCAUGUCUGUCUCUCUGCUGCCUCUCCUCUGUGUCCUGGUGGGCUGGUCGGCCGCCUUCCAGGAGGCCACCAUGGACCACACGGAGGAGUUGGACUUGACUGCUAACGUCAUCCUCCCGGAGGCCACCAUGGGCCAAAGGGGGGAGUUGGACUUGACAGCUAACGUCAUCCUCCCGGAGGCCACCAUGGGCCAAAGGGGGGAGUUGGACUUGACAGCUAACGUCAUCCUCCCGGAGGCCACCAUGGGUCACAGGGAGGAGAUGGACUUGACAGCUAAUGUCUUCCCCCCGAAGGCCACCAUGGGUCACAGGGAGGAGAUGGACUUGACAGCUGACGUCAUCCUCCCGGAGGCCACCAUGGGCCACAGGGAGGAGUUGGACUUGAAUGCUAAUGUUAUCUUCCCUGAGGUCACCAUGGGCCACACAGAGGAGCUGGACUUGACAACUAACGUCAUCCUCCACGAGACCACCAUGGGCCACACGGAGGAGUUGGACUUGACAACUGUCAUCCUCCCGGAGGCCACCAUGGGCCACACGGAGGAGUUGGACUUGACAACUGUCAUCCUCCCGGAGGCCACCAUGGACCACACGGAGGAGUUGGACUUGACAACUAACGUCAUCCUCCCGGAGGUCACCAUGGGCCACACGGAGGAGUUGGACUUGACAACUAACGUCAUCCUCCCGGAGGCCACCAUGGGCCACACGGAGGAGUUGGACUUGACAACUAACGUCAUCCUCCCGGAGGCCACCAUGGGCCACACGGAGGAGUUGGACUUGACAGCUAACUCCAUUUUUAACCUGAUUGCUAUACACCAGCUGCAGGAGGAGCAGCGAGGCGUCCAGGAAGGUGUGAACAAUAUGCAGAUGGUGAUGGCUAACCUGACUGAACUGAUCUCCACUCACCUGAUUCUUGAUGACAAUUAUACGCAAG
Messenger RNA from Procambarus clarkii (red swamp crayfish), 937 nucleotides. The record is from RefSeq and is a predicted model, not a curated record. NCBI's taxonomy places the organism in Eukaryota, Metazoa, Arthropoda, Malacostraca, Decapoda, Cambaridae.